Molecule: messenger RNA, 2896 nt
Organism: Daldinia loculata
Lineage: Eukaryota; Fungi; Ascomycota; Sordariomycetes; Xylariales; Hypoxylaceae
Product: DUF21-domain-containing protein
Exons: 3
Coding region: 371-2482 (703 amino acids)
Biological process (GO): magnesium ion homeostasis
Cellular component (GO): intracellular membrane-bounded organelle
Source: RefSeq, a predicted model, not a curated record
UUCUUCUUCUUCUUCUUCUUCUUAUUUAUUACUUAUUAUUAUUCACCGUUGCGAGCCCUCGAUGGAUGGCAUGGUCCUUUGACCAUAGUCGUUAAAUAUAUACCCCAUCCAUUGACAUUUCAAGCUGGGCAAAUUUAAUUGGUAGUGCGAUCCCAAGUCUUGGACUGCUUGGCUGAGGCGACGCUUUGAAGGCUACCGGAACAACGGCUAACUGCCUGUCUCAAAAGGCAACCCUUCUAUUCCUAACAACUUUCUCGUAGUACCUUUCGAUCAAUUGAUAAACUGCGCUGGUCCGAGUCAAGUUCGAAGCCGUCUUAGGCAGUAGUAUACCUCAACCAAUCGACUUAACCUCGCGAGGUUAACGGCAAGCAUGGGGAACGAAGGCAUCCUUCGCGCCCGUACAAUUGUACUUAGCCUAUCCAGAGCCCUCUUCCUCUCAGUCGGCCUCACAUCCGCUAUUCCAACAUCUUAUCACGCUCUCGACAAUGUUCUCGACAAUGUUCUCGACAAUGCUCCCGAAAAAACCGAAGAAGGCGCCCUCUGGGUGCUUUACAUCGCGUCCAUGAUCCUUGUGCUCUCAGGAGGUGCCUUUGCCGGUUUGACCAUAGCACUCAUGGGUCAGGAUGAGAUCUACCUUCAAGUAAUAUCUUUAGAUGCUGAGGAGCCCCAACGAAAGAACGCAAAACGUGUUCUUGAUCUCUUAAAUAAAGGCAAACACUGGGUCUUGGUGACGUUGUUGUUGUCCAAUGUUAUUGUCAAUGAAACCCUUCCCGUCGUGCUAGAUAGGUGCUUUGGCGGUGGUGUUGCGGCUGUUGUUGGAAGUACUAUCCUGAUCGUAAUCUUCGGCGAGAUCUUGCCACAGUCUGUUUGUGUUCGCUACGGUCUUCAGAUCGGCGGGUAUAUGUCGAAGCCCGUGCUUCUGAUGAUGUACCUAUUCGCCCCCGUUGCAUGGCCUACCGCAAAGCUCCUCGACUGGUUAUUAGGUAAAGACCAUGGAACUGUAUAUAAGAAAAGCGGGUUGAAGACGCUGGUCACGCUUCAUAAAUCUCUAGGCGAAGUUGGCGAGCGUCUAAACCAAGACGAAGUUACCAUCAUCAGUGCUGUCCUAGAUCUGAAACGCAAGCCUGUCGAGGAGGUUAUGACGCCAAUGGAGGAUGUCUUUACUAUGUCGGAGGAUACCGUGUUGGACGAAAAGACUAUCGAUCAAAUUCUCGACGCCGGCUAUUCUCGCAUCCCCAUCCAUCAAACUGGAAACCCGACGAAUUUUGUUGGCAUGCUCUUGGUCAAAAUCCUCAUCACCUAUGAUCCUGAAGAUGGUAAACGAGUCAAAGACUUUUCUCUCGCUGCCCUCCCCGAGACCCGACCUGAAACUAGUUGUCUUGAUAUAAUCAACUUUUUCCAGGAAGGAAAAUCCCACAUGGUACUUAUCUCAGAGUCUCCGGGUGAAGGUCAUGGUGCCCUAGGUGUCGUGACGCUUGAAGAUGUGAUUGAAGAGCUUAUCGGAGAGGAAAUCAUUGACGAGUCGGAUGUAUAUGUCGAUGUGCAUAAAGCCAUCCGUAGAUCUCAUCCCGCCCCUAAAGCUCGAGCUUUGCGGAGGGAACUUAUGGCUAAGGACCUUGAGAUCAGGAAUAGCACGCUUAUCGACAUAGAUGGAGACGGACAAGAGCCUCAGCCUAAACGGGGUACGUCGAUCAGCAGCAAGACGGACGCUUCUGCUCUCGGUUCUAGCCCAAAGAUGACAACGUUGCUGAUGCGAAGACGUUCGGCCGGUCAAGACGGACAACUGCUGCACACUAUGGUACCAGUCAAAGCCAACUUCGAGGAAAUGAGGGAUCACCUGAAGCAUCUUGGCCCAUCGAACCCUGCAUCAAACCCCAAGAGCACACGAGUUUCGGCAGUUAAACUUAAACCCGGCUCAUCAGCAGCUACUAGCGCCCGGCAACGUUCAACUUCUAUUACGACAGACGAUAUCGCAGAAGAUCUAGUUACGGUUGUGGAUGAACGCACAAGUUUAUUAGGAUCUCAGCUCAACGCAAAAGAUGGCACACAUGCCCUACAACAGAGUUACACCGAAUCACCUUCUAAUCCCCCACCCGAGAUCGUGACCAGUUUCGAAGGCGAGGGUUCCGAGCAAGUGACCAAAGGUACACAGACUAAGCUCAGUGUCAUAGCCGAAAGUGAUACCUCGCCGACACAGGAAUCCACGACAGAAAGUAUAGAGAGUGUAUAUGACGCUAUUGGGCGGAGAAGAGGCCACGUGCGUAGUGGCAGCAUUACCGAAAAUAUAAUCGAAUCUGGUGGUAUUCGCAAAGUCAUUCUCGAGGCUAACGACACAUCGUCGGGCGACGAAGGACAGAAAUCAAUCAUACCUACGCCGUCUGAUGAAGAUGGAACGUCUUCCACCGUCACUGUCACUGUCGCCACCAAAGGCAAUAAAGGGAAAAAGAAAAAUCGUCGCAAGAAUAGGAAUGGAGGGAAGUAGAAGCAUUAUGCUAGCGCGAGGGGAUACGGCCUAAUAUUAUUUUAGUAUCACGGCGAUUAUGCAACAUUAUAUGACUGCAUAAUUGCCCAAGGUAGAUUGGUUUGGUCUCAGGACCUCGAAUAUCGGCAAUCAGGUCCCCAUAGUAUCCAUCUAUCCAGCCUAGCCUGUGUAAGAUCAUCUCGGAUUGUUAGUUGGCACCGACUAUGUAACACUACCUAUUAUAAUAAAAUGUAAUCUACGGAAUCAUCAGAGUUCUAAAGGUUGAAGGCACGCUUAAUAUUACCAUUUCUUAAAUGAAAUUUUACAACUUCAAAUAGUGCGUUUUGUACACUACUUGACCUAAACUCUACACCCUACACUCCGUUGGAUGAAGAAAGGGUUAAAUCAGAUAGUAGCAUCCAUAGCCUUAACUAC